Varroa destructor (honeybee mite) is the source of this 2838-nucleotide messenger RNA. RefSeq names its product protein rhomboid-like. Lineage: Eukaryota; Metazoa; Arthropoda; Arachnida; Mesostigmata; Varroidae. Gene Ontology annotation, cellular component: membrane. The record is from RefSeq and is a predicted model, not a curated record. Gene Ontology annotation, molecular function: serine-type endopeptidase activity.
CGGGUCCCGUCAAAUCAGGAGGAUUGUGAAUUGUGUCUUGUUCGACACCGUUCAAGGCAUCUGCUUAGGAUCUGUCAGUCCAGGAUCUACUAGGUGCAGUAGCGGCAGCAGUGGAGGCGGCAGCUCCUUCGAUUUAUCGGAUUCGCCUCGUCGCUUGGUUGGUUGUUGGGUCUUGGCUCGUUCGCGUGUCUGACGCGUGCCACCGGGCGAUCUUUGUACGGCCGCUUUGUUGAACCGGCUUGUUCGCGCGGGCUGUGCUGGUUGCCGGUGAUUCAACCACCAAUCGGAUUGCGUAGUGCUCCGGCAGUACCCUCUCCUCUGGCGAGCACCGAAGCUGGGAGGCGGAGCCAGAGGAUAGACCAGGCCCCGAACGAUCGGGAUUUUUUCAGAGUAGAUUUGACGACGAACGGGGAAACUAGGCCCAGCCGCCAAAUGGAUUAGAGUGUGAAAGCAUCGUGAGUGAGUCAAUCAGUCAUUGUGAGUGGUGUGUAGAGGAAUAUUCUGAGGAGGAAGUGUGUUGAUUGACUACGAAACGAUACAAGAAGUUCAGCGUGGUGCUAUGCGUAGCCUGACGACGAGAACAAAAUAACGCAAAAAGUGCGAGAAACCUGUGUGAACGAUACAUCAAUAUAUCGGAUAUCUCUUGCACCCCCUCCCCCGCAUGUUGCCCCGCAGCAUCGAGCGAUUGUGAUUUCGCUUGCGCAUGGUCUCGUCCCCGCUGAAUGUUCCGCUGACGAUAUAGUUUGCCGAUGAUCACGAAUCGUAGUACAGCCAGACAUUGCAUCGCACAGUAAUGGCAAUAUUGUGCCGUUGCUAGUUAGGCACAAAUGGCAACAAUAGAAGUCAAUAAGACGGUUUUGUCCAGUGCUUACGAUGUGCGUAAAUAGACUUCACGGCAGGGGCCGGACUAUGGACAUUGCUGCAGAGCGGAGCUGGCACUAGUGCAAAAAUCGGCCGUACUAUUAUAAUGGCGCUUCGUACGGUAGUAACUGGCGGUGUUACUAGAAAAUCGCUAGCCAAUAACUUGAGCAGAAGCAAAAGCAAUCGGAGUGUCUACGAUAUAGACGGCAUUAGGGAUUAGUAAGUGGUUCGUCCAGCAACCGGCAACCGCCGUGAGCUGCUGUCUUGUGUCUUGCUUCGGGGGCGAGGCAUGCCUCCCCGUAGCGCGACCUUGGACUUCGUUUGGAUAGCGGCAGCAUCCGCAUACAAACAGAAAACCACACACAUCGAUAUAUCGAAUCGUAAUUUUUUCUACCGGCCGGCAUCGUGCGUAGUCGUAGAGACACGAUGAAGCCUCUGUUACUAAACGGAAGUAAACACCAGAAAUCUGUGACCAUCGAAGUUGAAGCUUCUCCUUCAAUUUCCGUUACGCUUGAGGAAGCUGCGACGACAAAUGCCAUCCACUCCACCUGUAUGCCGAGCAACGGCAGCGGUGACAAGUUCUUCGCCGACCAGUACUCGUGCCGAUCACCCCCGGUCUUCAUCUUCUGCGUCACAUUGGUCGAGUUUCUCGUGUUCGCGUAUGACUCGACGGUCGGCCCUAUUACGCCUAUUAAUAUCGACUCACCGUUUAUCUAUCGGCCAGAUCGGCGCUACGAGGUUUGGCGAUUUUUAUUGUACAUGCUGCUUCACGCGGGCUGGGUGCAUCUGUUGAUCAAUCUGAGCGUCCAGCUAGUCGUCGGGUUACCUCUUGAACUCGUUCACGGAUCAUGGCGGAUUGGCUGUAUCUAUAUGUCGGGGGUGCUCGCUGGAUCUCUAUCAACGUCUGUAUUCGAUUCAGAGGUGUACCUGAUCGGAGCAUCAGGUGGAGUCUACGCCCUGCUCACGACGCAUCUCGCGAACGUCAUACUAAACCACCGAUGUAUGCAGUUCGCGUGGAUGCGUGUCGUCGGCGUGGUUAUCAUUGCCGGCAGCGACGUUGGCUUCGCUGUCUACCACCGCUACAUGGAACCACAAGGUUUACCAGUUAGUUAUAUCGCGCACGUGGCUGGAGCUUCCGCGGGCCUUACGGCUGGCCUUCUGAUGCUCAGGAACUUUGAAAGAAAAUUCCAUGAGCACUUGCUCUGGUGGACUGCUUUGGUAGUCUACGUGGCUUGCAUACUCUUUGCAGUCCUGUACAACGUCUUCAACAUUGAGGGCAUCGUUACGCCAGCGGAGAUUCUCAAGCCGUACUGAGAUCUAAAAGGGCUUGGUCUGAUGCGCUAGCUAGAUCACGUCGAUCACGAUCAUCGGCAAUCGAAAAAUUAGCGGGCAUUGCCUUGUGUGAGGAGACCACAACAGCUGUCGUUCGUACAGCGUCGGUCACCUCAGAUAUUCUUUAUGGUAUUGCAUUCCUUCGCUUCGGGCCAAGGAACGAGUUAACACAGAUACGACAAGAGCAGACGAAAAUUCCCUUGUUCUGCAGCACCAAGCGAAAGGAACACGUCUAGUCACUCACCAGUUGGAAUCAAAAAGGACAGCGGCCUUUGAACUUGACGCCAAACGGCACGCUCGAGCUGACGUUGAUGACGGGUUGCGACUACUCUGAGCUGUUACGAGCUAUUAUCCUGUACAUAUCUAUGCGACCUGGAAUAAUGUGUUAUACUGCAAGAACGAAAACGAAGGCCUAAACAGAACACGAGAAAGCCAGCAGUCAAUUAGGCUAACACAAUAACGCCGUUUGAUAAUGUUUAUAGCGACGUUCAAAUGGUCACAAUGGGCACAAUAUGUAAUAUAGAAUGGCUUCGGAUAUCCUACAACGACACUCAAAGUCGAAAUCGGUCUACAGGAUCCAGAAGUAUUGAUGAGCGAAUGGAAAUGUAUAGUUAGCAGUGUAAAGAAAGUUGUUAUUUAAGUAAC